CUCACCCCCCUCCCCACCACCACCCCCCACCCCCAUCAACGCCUGCUCCAUCACCACCAAGUGCCUGACCUCGCCUGUGAACCUGGUCCCCCUGGUCCCAUGGGAGUCUACAGCCACAGGGACAUGCCAACACCCAACCACAUGCACCCUGCCCCGCCCCCGCAUCAACCAAUGCCUGAGGGUAUGGGAAUGCACCCUUCAGGGGCUCGGAACUCUUGUGCUAUGAGUGUCAACACGGUGCCCCCUCACACGGAAGUAGUCGUGCAGACAAACCAAAGUGGUGGCCACACAUCUGGUGCAGCUGGCCCAACACCGCCCCAGCAUCAACACCUGCACCACCAUCUUCACCACUACCACCUGAACCCAACAACUCGAGGAGGGGCUGCCCACAACCCGUGCUGGCCCAUCAGGGUACCGUCAUUUCUUAUGCCUCCUAUGCCAGAAAUGCCACCUUUCCCCCCAUUUCCUGCAUUUCCACGGUUACCAAGAAAUAUGCAAAUGAGGCUUGGUGGUAUGGUGUACCAUGGACCUAUUGUUGAGUUUAACUUUGAUGGGCGUGGAGGAAAUGUAAAUUGUGGAGCAUCACCAGCAGUCAUUGAACAAAACACCCUGCCACACAAAUACAGGAAGAUGAAGCGGUGUAGUGACAGUGAAAACCCUGAUGAAGAUGGUCCUGAGAAGUGCACCAUCUGCUUGUGUGAGUUUGAAGAAGGAGAAGAUGUCAGACGACUGCCCUGCAUGCAUCUAUUCCACAUUGAGUGUGUGGACCAGUGGCUGUCCACCAACAAGAAGUGCCCUAUCUGCCGUGUGGACAUCGAGGCUGGAUCCAAGGAUCAGAUAUCUCUAGAAUGACAACAACUUCAACACCACCAGCAUGCUGCAACAUCAUGGUUCCUUGUUUGAUCAGGACUAUUUGAACUUGAAGAUUUUGUGUUCUUUAGCAACAGAAUGAUGUACACACAGCUUCAACAAUGCAACACCUUUUUCACUGUAUGUAACUGUGUGGCUUGUUGUGUGUCAUUUCGGGAACUGUCUGUUUAUUUGUCUUGAAGGAUGAUAUAAUUGUUGGUAAUAUAUUUGCCUAGUGGCCAGAUUGUUAAAGUAACUAUUUUUGUCACAGACGAAAGUGUAGUGUCUUCAAAUUGAUGGAAUUGUACAGACAUCUGUUUUGCAGAUACUUUUACUCAUUUUAACCCCGUUACUGACAUCCUCAGUGCUUAGUGAAUAUUUAUUCCUUCUUACGUUUUGAGUUAUGUGGAGCACGCAAAUAGAGGUAUAUUUUUUGUUGUUGACAAUAUUGUGUUGAGUUUGAUUUUAGUUUGAAAGUUUGAGUGUCUCGCAGAAUCCAGCCUGAUGUUGCUGGGGUAGGAGGAGAAUGAUGUGAUCUUCGUCUCUAUGCAAGUCGUAGUUCAUGCAACGGGAAUGUCAGAUGAUAUCAACAGCUGUGUUAUAACAUAGGCAGGUGUAAUCAUGGUCUUGUCCCAGAUUGAAUUUCUGGAAGAACAAACUAUUUUUAUAGAUUCUGGGCCCUUAUUAUCGAAACGUUCGCAGCGCCAAGAAUUCUUAACUUUGAUCGUAGCCAAUGUGUUAAGAAUGGGCUUAAGAAGUUCAUAAGGCUAUGAAAGUUUCGAGAAUAGCUAGACUGGACAGAAAAUAUAGAUAAUGUUUAGAAAAGUCUUAAAUGAAAGUAUGCUUUUUUCUCCAAUAUUCUUGACGGAAAUUCUAGAACCUAAUUCACUAGUGUUCCUUACACCACCACCCUGGAGGAAGUCCAUGCAGAUUUUGAUGUUACCCUAACUAGAGCUGCUGUUUCAGUCCUUUUGACCUGCAAUUUUGACCAUUAAUGUUUUAGGGGUCUUGUAAUCCAGUUAGCCAUAGUUUUCUGUGCAGAGUUACAUCGCAUGGGGGUACCAGAAUCUUCUGGGUUCAAAUCCAAGAUUUUACUAAUGGUGGUUAUUGCUGUAUCGUACCAGGGUAUUACCUCGACUCACAAACAUGGGGGUCCCAGGGAAUCCUAACUAUUCAUUUUAAGGGUCCUUGCUGGCAAAACGAGGGUCCUGUGAAGUAACAGUGUAGAGAACUGUACCUUUUGAUAAUUUCCUUAGAGCCUGGAAUGAAUCAUUGAUCAUGUGGACCGAUGGAUGAAAUGAUGCACGUAACUGCUCAGAAACAAACAAACAAACGCUUGGCAAAGUCAUAGAUGUGUUAUUGGUACAAUAAACAAUAAUGUCGUCCGUCUUGAUGCAGUGAAUUCUUUGUCUGCGUCCAUUCUCUACAUUUGGGUGUACAGGAGGCACAUUUGUGUGUCGCGUAAAACCUUGUUGUACACAUGGGUCAUGAGUGGAGUCCACUACAAGCCCAGCAUCAUGUCAGUCUCACAUCAAGCUGACACAUCGUGUUAUAAAGGUAAUACUUGUCCAAGCAUUGCUGGGGGACAGGGUGGCCCUGUCAUCUAAGGCACUCCACUUUGCUGUACAGAGUUGCGGCCCUUGGGCGUGCCAGAAGCCGAUGAUCAUGGGUGCAAAUCCCCCUCAGUUCUGUAUGCAGGUUUGGCAGCACCAUUGCUGUGCAUUUCUUCCAUCAUUAGCUGACAUGCCAUGAUGCAGAGAUGCCGCCCAUACAAUUUUAUCAUGUUCAUUAC
This is a messenger RNA of Haliotis rubra (blacklip abalone), 2641 nucleotides long. Its product is annotated as E3 ubiquitin-protein ligase Arkadia-like. Gene Ontology annotation, molecular function: ubiquitin protein ligase activity. The coding region runs from base 100 to 852 and encodes 250 amino acids. The record is from RefSeq and is a predicted model, not a curated record. NCBI's taxonomy places the organism in Eukaryota, Metazoa, Mollusca, Gastropoda, Lepetellida, Haliotidae. The transcript is spliced from 6 exons.